This is a messenger RNA of Trichomonas vaginalis G3, 1293 nucleotides long. Its product is annotated as phage tail repeat-like family. Bases 1 to 1293 code for a protein of 430 amino acids. The record is from RefSeq and is a predicted model, not a curated record. The transcript has a single exon. NCBI's taxonomy places the organism in Eukaryota, Parabasalia, Trichomonadida, Trichomonadidae.
AUGAUUAAACAACAGCAACUUAAGGCGCAGACCAUUACAUACGCCACAUAUGCAUAUAAUUCAAAGACGGCAGAACAAACGCAAAGGUUGAAAUAUGGAGAUUUGGAGAUAGUAUUGAAAAAUGACCAUUUUGAAUUCGUUUGCAAAGGUGGUGCAGUGAUAUCAAAUAUAAAAGAAAUUUUAUUUAUGAAUUCAAAAAUUAAAGGAAUAACGGAUGAUAUAACAUCAAUUCCACCAGAAGAACAAAGAUAUUACGCAUUAAAUGCAUUUCCUAAAGUUUUGAAGAUUGGAAGAUUUAAUUUAAAUGAGGAAUUCAUAAAAGGUUUCCUAAAUGACAUAAUGAAGAAAGCAAAUUUGGUUUAUGUUGAUGAAAAAGAUAAUGAAAUUAAAGAAAGGGUUGAUAGUGAAUUAAUGAAGAAAGCAAAUUUGGUUUAUGUUGAUGAAAAAGAUAAUGAAAUUAAAGAAAUGGUUGAAUGGUAUCAUGAAUGGACAUCAAAGAUUUUAAAAACAAAAGCCGAUACAGGAUGGGUUUCAGGAUGUUUAGACCUUAAAGCAGAUAAAACAUAUGUUAACGAUGAGUUAGAGAAGAAAGCAGAUAAGAACCAUACACAUGAAUUCUUCACAACUGUUGGUAUAGAAAGUAUUGAAGGAACGGUUGAAGAACCUGAUGGGGAUGUAUUAUAUUGGAAACCUCCUAACUUUCCACAAGGUUUAACAUCGGAUGACGACAUAACGACGAUGAGAAACAUUAGAUGUAAAGAUGUUUAUGUCAUGAAGGAUGAACAUAAUAUUAAAUUCACUGCUCAAGAUUUAUAUGACAAGAAAGCAGACAAAACAGAGCUUCAAACAUUAAAGACAGAAAUACUUCAAACAUUAUAUCCUAUAGGCUCUAUUUAUACGUCAAUGAACUCAACAAAUCCCGCAACAGUUUUAGGUUUUGGUGAAUGGAAGCAGAUUAUAGAUAAAUUCUUAUACUGUGCUAGAUAUUCAAAGACGGCAGGAGGUUCGAAGAAAAUUAAAGAAGCAAACCUUCCACCGCACACUCAUACGGGAACUACAAACUUUUCUGGUGACCAUAGUCACUCAUUAAGAGACCACCCAUUAUAUAACUCAGAAUAUUAUGCUGGCAAUGACGUUUUAUCUCCAGAUUAUAACCAUUCGGCAAAAAAGACUUUUCGACCAACUGAACCAGGAGGAAAUCAUGUCCAUACUUUCACAACAAAUCCAACAGGCUUGGGUAAAGAUUAUAUGCCACCAUUUAUGACUAUAUUCGCAUGGUAUAGAGUUUAUUGA